Malus domestica (apple) is the source of this 3319-nucleotide messenger RNA. RefSeq names its product serine/threonine-protein kinase D6PK-like. Lineage: Eukaryota; Viridiplantae; Streptophyta; Magnoliopsida; Rosales; Rosaceae. The record is from RefSeq and is a predicted model, not a curated record. Gene Ontology annotation, molecular function: protein serine/threonine kinase activity; ATP binding. Gene Ontology annotation, biological process: protein phosphorylation. Gene Ontology annotation, cellular component: plasma membrane; cytoplasm; nucleus.
AUAAUCACAUAGAUCACAGAGACCAGAGAGAGAGAGAGAGAGAGAGAGAGAGAAACAUCUCUAGAGAGAGAAAAGUUAGAGAGAGAGAGAGCUCUGGUCUCGCUUUGGCUCCCCGAAAUUGCAAAAAUAAAGGAGAAAAAGUGAAGGAAGAGAAAAACCUCGGCAUUUGAAUAAUAGCUUAACCCUUGCAAUUUUCGUUGUUGUUGGUCACAGGGCCUUCCGGCAUCCGCAGGUGUAAAUGUUCGACUUCGUUUUGCUCUGGUGCGUUUGCCAUUGCGAUUCUUCUGCAUUUGGAAUUUUGAAUAUUAUUCGUUCCAAGAAUUUUCUAUGAGAUACGUGGUUAUCAGGCAUGGAGAGGGUUUCGGAAUCAAAGGUGCUUCCUAAAAAGUUUCCCCUGGGAGUUGAGGUGAUUUAUUCACGUUCGGCCUCAACAAGAGGAGUGGAUCACUUGUCAAACGUGCACUCUGGUUUGGCAAGAGAAGAUGUUGCUUCUACUAGAGACAGGGGUCAGUUAUCCGAUGGACCAGGCAUGGAGAGGGUUUCGGAAUCAAAGGUGCUUCCUAAAACGUUUCCCGUGGGAGUUGAGGUGAUUUAUUCACGUUCUGCCUCAACAAGAGGAGUGGAUCACUUGUCAAACGUGCACUCUGGUUUGGCAAGAGAAGAUGUUGCUUCUACUAGAGACAGGGGUCAGUUAUCCAAUGGACCAGGCAUGGAGAGGGUUUCGGAAUCAAAGGUGCUUCCUAAAAAGUUUCCCGUGGGAGUUGAGGUGAUUUAUUCACGUUCAGCCUCAACAAGAGGAGUGGAUCACUUGUCAAACGUGCGCUCUGGUUUGGCAAGAGAAGAUGUUGCUUCUACUAGAGACAGGGGUCAGUUAUCCAAUGGGCGCUUAGGCUUGGUGAGAGAAGAAAUUGCAUUGGCAAGGCAAAUGGCUGAGUUGUCAAAUGUGCAUUCUGUUAUGGUAAAAGAUGGGAGAUUUAAUGCACGGGAGUCUCAAGAUUCUGACUUGCCUAUACCUUUAAGAACAAGGAAAGGAAAGGUCUCUUUGCCAGAAGAGGAAGAACUUUUGUCUGGCUCUCUCACAUUCAAGGGAAGUAUAGAUUCAUUUGAUGAAGGUGGUCCUAGUUUUUUCGCCGGGGUUAGUCACCCUCCAGAACCUGUUGAUAUGGAUCUAAUGAAACCAGUGUAUGUACCGAUUGGUCAGAAUAAGUCCGACGCUGGAUGCUUGAUGAAGAGCUUAUCUAUGAAAGGCCCUUUUCUAGAAGAUCUUUCCCCAUGGGUUCCUGCUAAGAAACCAAGUCCAACUGUUCUUUCCCCUUCUGAAAGCUUGCUUGAAGAACCCAACGACAUAGGUGCACUGUCUCCACCAUUUGCGGUUCAGCGUGCAUCACAGAAUACAGAUAAUUCACUCAUUCCUCCAGAUUCCGAGGAGAAGGAGUGUGUUUGGGAUGCUUCUUUGCCUCCGAGUGGUAAUGUAAGUCCACUUAGUAGCAUCGGUAGUGCUUGUGUUGUCACUGCUAUGAGUAUUGCCAAUAGCUGCGCUAGUACAUAUAGGAGUGACGCAAUCACUAGUGAUGGCAUGCUUAGUUUUGAGAGAAAUGGUGAAAGUACCAAAGGGAGUGUUAGAGGGGAUUCACUUGAGAGUGCAAAAACUAGUGUUAGUCGAGCAAGUGAUAGUAGUGGCGUUAGUGAUGACAGCAACUGGAGCAACCUUACUGGGAGUGCUAAUAAGCCCCAUAAAGGAAAUGAUCCUAGGUGGAAGGCGAUUCUUGCUAUUCGAGUUCGGGAUGGGAUUUUGGGUAUGAGCCAUUUUAGAUUACUCAAACGGCUUGGUUGUGGUGAUAUUGGUAGUGUCUAUCUUUCAGAACUAAGUGGAACCCGCUGUUAUUUCGCAAUGAAAGUAAUGGACAAGGCAUCCCUUGCAAGCAGGAAGAAGUUGACUAGGGCUCAGACAGAACGGGAGAUUUUGCAACUGCUGGACCAUCCAUUCCUUCCAACUUUAUAUACACAUUUUGAGACCGACAGGUUCUGCUGUUUGGUCAUGGAAUAUUGUCCAGGGGGUGAUCUGCACACUCUGAGGCAACGACAACCUGGAAAACACUUCUCUGAGUAUGCUGCGAGAUUCUAUGCUGCGGAGGUUCUGUUGGCACUAGAGUAUCUACACAUGCUUGGUGUUGUCUACAGGGACUUAAAACCUGAAAAUGUGCUUGUUCGUGACGAUGGCCACAUAAUGCUCUCUGACUUUGAUCUUUCACUGAGAUGCUCUGUUUCACCGACCCUGAUAAGAACUUCAUAUGAUUCGGAUCCCUCCAAACGAGGAGCAGGUGCGUUCUGCGUCCAGCCUGCAUGUAUCGAGCCGUCAUCAGUAUGCAUUCAGCCUUCUUGUUUUAUCCCAAGGUUCUUCCCUCAGAAAAGCAAGAAGAGCCGAAAGCCUCGAGCUGAGCCAGGGUUUGCCACCAAUGCACUUCCAGAGCUUGUUGCCGAGCCUACUCAAGCUCGGUCCAUGUCUUUUGUUGGAACCCAUGAAUACCUAGCCCCUGAAAUUAUUAAGGGAGAAGGCCAUGGUAGUGCAGUUGAUUGGUGGACGUUUGGUAUAUUCUUGCAUGAGUUACUGUAUGGCAAAACCCCUUUUAAAGGUUCAGGAAACCGUGCUACACUGUUCAAUGUGGUGGGGCAGCAACUUAAAUUCCCAGAUUCCCCCGCAACUAGUUAUGCAAGCCGCGACCUAAUUCGGGGUUUGCUGGUGAAAGAGCCACAGCACCGGCUUGGGGUGAAAAGGGGUGCAACUGAGAUCAAACAGCAUCCCUUCUUCGAAGGUGUAAAUUGGGCUCUAAUACGAUGCAGCACACCACCAGAAGUACCAAGACCGAUGGAAACUGAAGUGCCAGUGAAAUAUAGCGCAGUUGAGCCUGUUGGUGUCGGAAGCAACAGUAAAAGAAUGGUUGGGGCAGACGUGAAGUCCGGGGGUCAAUAUCUAGACUUUGAGUUCUUUUAGUUUGGAUCACAGGGUUAUUGUGCUAUCUUGUAUUCGUACCCAUCAUUUAAAUCCCGAAAGAGUAUGCCGCAUUCACUGUGUUCUAUAGAAAGAAAUCCCUGUUUUAAUGGGGAAAACUGUUUAGUAAACUUAUACAGCGAUAGACUUUAGCUGGUUCGUUGACGGCCCCCUUUCAAAGGUUAUCGGAGUGCUACCAGUUUUAGUGUUUUGAGCAGGGAUCUCAUUAUUUGCUAAUACAAUUGCUAUGUAUUGAGACUCUGUCGUUCUGUUUCUGUUGCACCUUGUUUUUUCGAGUUGCAGGAAAUGCAAGUACAAAUGUUGGAAGGG